UGUGCAUGCACACACACAAUAUAGUCUAAUUCGAUCGAUCGAUUUGUCGAUCGAUAAUUCAUAGUUCUUCAUUGUUUUUUCUUUCUUUGUUUUGUUAUUUGCAUGCAAUUCACAUUGACUGAAUUCUUUUCUUUUAAUUCAUUCGUUCAUAUCGCUCCCGAAAAGUUUAUUUUAGAACUAAAUUGUUCGAAACAGUUAUAUUUUUUUUCAUAAAAAUUCCUGCUUCUCCAAGUUCAACAUCUGUUGGUGCCGGCGGAAGAUCACCAAGAGCAAUGGGAGGUGGACGAGCAACUGGAGGUGGUGGUGGUGGUGGUACUGUUAGACAACGUCGUACCGGAACAUCAUCGGCUGCGGCAAGUGGCCGUUCAAGAGCAGCACAAAAUACAACCGGAAUGUGGCAUUUCUAUACGGAUGAUUCACCCGGUAUCAAAGUUGGUCCAGUUCCAGUUUUGGUCAUGAGUUUGGCUUUUAUUGCCAGCGUAUUUAUGCUUCAUAUUUGGGGCAAAUAUACUCGAUCGGUUUAGAAUUGGAACGAAAAAAAAGAUUACAAAAAAAAUUUUAUCAUCUGGACCAAUUCAUUUGAUUUUUUUUCUCAAUCCCUUUUUUUUUUUGGUUUAAUUAUGAUGUUAAAAUAUUUUAUGUGAACACAGAAAACAACUGAAUGCUAAAUGAAAUAAAAUUUAUGUACAAAAAAGCGA
Molecule: messenger RNA, 698 nt
Organism: Dermatophagoides farinae (American house dust mite)
Lineage: Eukaryota; Metazoa; Arthropoda; Arachnida; Sarcoptiformes; Pyroglyphidae
Source: RefSeq, a predicted model, not a curated record